Molecule: messenger RNA, 852 nt
Organism: Ilyonectria robusta
Lineage: Eukaryota; Fungi; Ascomycota; Sordariomycetes; Hypocreales; Nectriaceae
Exons: 2
Coding region: 1-852 (283 amino acids)
Source: RefSeq, a predicted model, not a curated record
AUGCAUACCACAAAUAUCCUCGCCCGCGAUAUUGCGUCGUCGGAAACCAUUAGGCUUUAUUAUGCCUCUCUUGUCAUCUUUGGCACCCUCUUUGCACCCACUCUUCUUAUUGCGUACAAACAUGGAAAACCUGGGAUGUUAUGCUGGCCAAUCUUUGUGGGAUCUUUCGGCCUUCGCUUGAUUGCUGAUGCUUACCACAUCACCCGCCGCCACGAUGCCGAGGAGUACGAUGCAAUAACCCUCAUUACUUCUACCGGAAUUAUUGCCACCCUUUCAUUGACGCUUCUCGGCAUGAUUUACGAAGGCCUGAACCUUGUCUCGCUUCCGUCAAGCCGACGCGGUCGAAAGAUUGUCCUCGGUGUUACUCAUUUCGUCAUCACUUUCAGUACCGGAAUGACAGGAUACGGUGGAGUACCCGACCCGACAGCCUCUGGGGGCGUUAAAAACGAAAACCUCAAUAGGCUUGGUUGCUCCGUGGCGGUACUGGCUAUGUGUGGUAUUUUGGUUUGGUUAUACUUUUCUGGGAGGCGCAUCUUUCCCUCCUCUCAAGUUACGGAUCAAUUUUCUAACUACCAGGCCGCCAAGUGGUUACUAAUGGCCGCUGGGGCUGGGUCAAUCAUCAUGAUGGUUCGCGUAAUAUACAACCUGGCAUACGCUUUCAACCAGACACCUAGCUGGGACCCUGUUACGGGAAGCUUUGCCACAAGGCUCGUCCUGGUAUUUGGAACCCAGUUAUUGAUCGCACUUGUGGUCAUUGCAGGUGGCUGGCUGAGCAAGGACGCCCGACCUCCUCCACUCCUAAAGGCCCUUGACGGAUCUCUUGAGAUGUCUAGUAGCUCACAUCUAGUUUGA